Molecule: messenger RNA, 1154 nt
Organism: Leptopilina boulardi
Lineage: Eukaryota; Metazoa; Arthropoda; Insecta; Hymenoptera; Figitidae
Exons: 3
Coding region: 1-1023 (340 amino acids)
Biological process (GO): sensory perception of taste
Cellular component (GO): neuronal cell body; membrane; dendrite
Source: RefSeq, a predicted model, not a curated record
AUGACGUGUUAUUUAGGUUAUGGAAUUGUUGUUUUAUAUCAAACAGACAUAUCAGGUACUUUAAAGUACGACAACAUUCCUGGACUAUUACAGGGCAAUAGUUAUGUAAUAAUGUGUGUAUUCGUUGGAAUUUGGAAUCUUAUUCAUACUGUUCCUCGACUUUCAUUUCUUCAGGAUUUAUUUAAAGUUUCAUCAAAUGUACCCAAAGAGGCAUUUCAAAAAAUUGGACUAUUCAUUUAUAUAAAAGAUAUAUUUGGUUUCAUUUUUUUAAUAGGACAAAUUCCAAAUAUUUCUGAUAAAAAUAUUUAUGUUGCAGUAUGUAAAGCUUAUUCAUUAUAUGCAACAUUGGUGAUAUAUUUGACAGACUGUCUAUAUAUGAAUAUUGUAUUGGUAUUGUUGAUAUGUUUUAAAAAUAUUAAUGAAAAUCUUAUUAAAUUGAAGAAUAAUAUUUUAAUGAAUGAAAAUCAAUUAUUGGUGACAUUUUUUCAUGAACGUAAAAAUUCAAUUUCAAUUUUAAAAUUGCAAUCAAUUAAAGAAAUGCAUUUUUCCGUUAGUCAAGUUCUUGAGAAACUUAAUUCAACAUAUAGUUUUCAAAUUGUUUCAUCAAUUAUUUUAACAUUUACAGAAAUUACGUUGAGUUUAUAUUUUUAUUUAUUACAUAGUCGUAGUGAAAAAAAAAUUAAUUUGGAAAAACAAAUUUGGUAUUCGUAUUUUAUAACAUCGGUAUCGUAUUAUUCUGUAAAGUUCACUGGCUUGAUUUGGGCGUGUCAAUUAAACAAAAAUGAAGCAAUGUCAACAGGUACUUUGGUUCAUGAAGUUCUACUAAAUUCUGAUGAACAACAAUUAAAAGAUGAACUUCAACUAUUUUCGUUGCAAAUACUUCAGCGAGAUAAUUCACUUAUGGCAAGAGGAAUAACUUUAGAUGCGAGUUUGCUGACAGCGCUUGUUGGUGGGAUUACAACUUAUUUAUUAAUUUUGAUACAAUUUCUUGUCUCAUCAAAACCUUUUUGUGAAGAAAGAUAAUUGACAUAUUCACAUGGAAAAAAAUUGUCACUUAUAGAAAUUUCUAUUGAAAUUUUGUUUCUUUUAAUUUAAAAUAACAAAUAGUAAUUAUUACAGAGUUAUAUGUAUAUAAUUUCAAUCAAUAAGUUUAA